This is a messenger RNA of Venustampulla echinocandica, 492 nucleotides long. RefSeq lists its product as uncharacterized. The record is from RefSeq and is a predicted model, not a curated record. Lineage: Eukaryota; Fungi; Ascomycota; Leotiomycetes; Helotiales; Pleuroascaceae. The coding region runs from base 1 to 492 and encodes 163 amino acids. The transcript has 3 exons.
AUGCGAGGACUAUCGGUCGAGGACGCCUCAGUUGCAGCAGCAAAAUCCAAUGGGAUAUCAGCAAGCACGAGAUGUGAUUUAAUCAAGUCCUCUGCUAAACGCCCAAACCCCCCGAUGACGAGUAGUUUUAAGUACAAUGACAGUGAAUGCAUAUGCAAGUUAUUCAUUGUGUAUGACAGUGACCAGAAUCCUUUUCGGGGUCUAAUAUCUCUUGCUUUGGGUGAUUCAACCCUACUCAAGGCAAUUUUGGCCCUUGCAGCACGGCAUAACGCCAAUAGACGUUAUCUCUUCCGCCAGCCUCUAUUGGCGACAUUGCCUGCCUCGAGCAACUCCGACGAGGAUGCGCUUUUGUACAAAUGUCAAGCUAUUCAAGGGCUAUCACUUGCCUUAAACGAUGGUGCACCACGUAGGCAAGACACCAUAGCGGCUAGAUUGAAACACUCGGAGCAACAUUUGUACGCCCUAGGCUACUAUCCCAGUCCAUUCCGUUAG